Paramecium primaurelia is the source of this 267-nucleotide messenger RNA. NCBI's taxonomy places the organism in Eukaryota, Ciliophora, Oligohymenophorea, Peniculida, Parameciidae. The record is from the annotation of a GenBank genome assembly.
AUGUAACCACCAAUUUUUGAAAGUUAAUUAGAUCCUGAAGAAAUGGAAACAUGGCUUGCAGAAGUAGAAUUAGUACAUGAUAAAAUAUAAAAAUUGUCAACCGAUUAAGUAUAUUUAAUUAAUAAUUUCAAGGUGAAUUUUAAAGAAGAUGAUGAAGAGAUUAUGAAGAUAAGAUAAAAACNUUUAUUCUGGUGGAAAGGAGAUGUACUUAAAUUAAUGAGAAUUUAGAGAGAUCUCAGGAAGUGGAAAAUACCAUACUUCCUUUGA